Messenger RNA from Pieris rapae (cabbage white), 7633 nucleotides. RefSeq names its product protein still life, isoform SIF type 1 (gene sif). The transcript is spliced from 43 exons. Gene Ontology annotation, molecular function: protein binding; guanyl-nucleotide exchange factor activity. Bases 753 to 6809 code for a protein of 2018 amino acids. Lineage: Eukaryota; Metazoa; Arthropoda; Insecta; Lepidoptera; Pieridae. Gene Ontology annotation, cellular component: membrane; synapse. Gene Ontology annotation, biological process: positive regulation of axonogenesis; activation of GTPase activity; small GTPase-mediated signal transduction. The record is from RefSeq and is a predicted model, not a curated record.
UGAUGUCUAACAGGGCCGGCGGUGUCCACCUUUCGCACAUCGCUGUACCGUGUUGACGCAUAUCUAAUACGCAUUUAGAGAUAGAAUGGUGUAAUCGUGCCGCUAGUCGGCUAGGUGGUUAGGUAGCGGUAGAGUAGUGCGGUAGCGGUCCGGGGCAGGUGCGGAUCGGCCGGGCAGCAGCCGGCUAGGGCAGAUCGGCAGUUGGCAGUCGACAGGCGGCAGGUCGACAGACACUGUCGGGCGACGCAGCAGCUGGCGGUGUUUACACGCCGCAACUCACGCCUCCGCCUGCACCCACGGGCCCUCGCUUCGUGCGCUUGCUCGCUGCAAUACACCGUUCAUAUUACAUUCGUCGCUGUGAAUAUUUAAACUUUAUGAACGAGCUAUCUUAGAGGUAUUUAAUGUUUAUUCAAAUUGACUCUCUGCAGAGAGCACAGUCGUAGAGCACAUCACAGUGUCACGAGCCGUUCACAUUCGCAUCCGAUACGAUUGCCAUAACUCAUUUUAAGUGAUAUCGCGGUCCGAUAGUUAUGGGUGCCAUGGGUGCUAAAGAAAGUGUGGAGGCUGCUAAAUUUUCUUCGCAAAAUUGGAAUAAUUUCGAGCAUGGCGGUGUGAAGCAUCAUCAUAGACACGGUACUCAGCGUUCGCAGAGUUUGAACCGUGGGCACUCUUUGUCGCGUUCUGAUGCGACCUGGUGACAUCACGGGACCACGGGCAGCGUAGUUCAGUGCGCCGAAUGUGGCGCGCGCACGAUGGGUAACAAACUAUCGUGUUCCUGCGCACCAAUCCUCCGCAAGGCAUAUCGCUAUGAGGACAGCCCGUGGCAGAAUUCCCGACGACGUGAUGGACAUCUCUUGAGACUUUGGGCAGAAGUAUUUCACGUGUCAGCGAGUGGCGCUGGCACCGUGAAGUGGCAGCAGGUAUCCGAAGACCUGGUACCUGUGAACAUCACCUGCAUACAGGACUCGCCAGAAUGCGUGUUCCAUAUUACCGCAUACAACUCCCAAGUCGACAAAAUCCUUGAUGUUAGACUAUUGCAACCUGGCACUCGUAUUGGACAAGCAUCUGAAUGCUUUGUGUAUUGGAAAGAUCCCAUGACCAACGACACUUGGGGCUUAAACUUCACAUCUCCAAUAGACGCAAAGCAGUUUAGAGAAUGUUGCUCGCCUUCAUUUAAAUUCUCACGGAAGGCAUCUUCGAGCUACAGCCUGAAGCUGGAGCCGCCGGGGAGCAAACAAAAAUUCAAGACGAAGAGGAAACCAGUCUCGACACCAGCGAGUCCAAAUCGAUCAAGUCUUAGUUACGGACGCGAGCCACAGUGCACCUGCAUGACCCAGGAGCAGUACGCCAGGCUGAGGGCACAGGAUCCAAGAUACCGCUCAUCAACAUUACCGCGUACCACCACUCGGGCUAUAGAGACAGACGCGGCGGCGGCGGCUGGGCGAGCCGACAAAGUGGCUGCUGCGACCUCAUCCACAUCACUCUACGACAACGUCGCUACAACUCAGCCCGCUCAACAGCCGCCUAAACCCGCGGCACGUCAAAGUGAGAGUCAACCGCCUGCUCGUCCGCCGAAGUCUCAAGAAACAUCUACGAUGACAACCAAUACUUCAACAGCGCCUAAGACUGUUACCGCUUCGGUUGGGACACAUGGAAAUACAACCACCGAAGAGACGACGCAAGUAUCGAGCACUGGAUCGACAAAUCAACACGGCCAAGAUUUGAAAUCUGAAGGCGUUCAAGCUGGAGGCACUUUGACAUCUUCCAAAUCAUCAGCAACAUCCACUCGUGCUGGCAAGGAACAUCUACAGCAUAUGCCUAAGAGCAUUGAUUAUGGAGAUGGCAAUGAAUCGGGUCGUGAGUCAGAAAGACAUAUGCAUAACCACAAUGUGAUUAACAACAACACGUCGGGUUCGCGUCGCACAAAGUCCAAAAGCACUGAAGAUAUGAAUAUGGAUCCAAACACGUUGAAACGUAUGCUCAAGCCAAUGCCCUCUACUGAGAGUCCCAUCACGUCCCCAGAAAUGGGACGAAGGAGGUACGCGGCCUGUCCCUCAUCCUGCUCGCACUCACAUCGCCAUCCUCACCAUGGACAUUACACACACGUCAUCAAUAAUAAUAGCAGGCAGUCAUCACAGCGGUAUUCGUCUGCUAGCCGUGGUGUCGGCGUGGGUGCCGCCCCAAGUGGAUAUCCCGGGCGUGGUCUGUAUUUGGAGCUGGGUGGCGGCGAGAGAGAUGUGUCACCACCCUCAGAUAACGUCAUGUUUGACAAUCAAUGCUAUGCAACCACACCCUCGUCGUCUAAUGGCAACUCAGACCAAGAGCAUUGUCAACGCCGAGAUCCGAGACAACAUCAUCACAUGAAGCCGUGUCUAUCGCGCCAAGCAUCACAGCAGAGCGCCACUCCGGCGCCAGGAUCUCCUACAUCACGUCUACUGUUGGAAUAUGAGAUGCAUCUAAGGAAUACAUUAGCUAAAGGAAUGGAUGCUGAGAGCUACAGUUUGCAUACAUUUGAAGCGCUUUUAAGUCAGAGCAUGGAAGACUUGGCAUUUGUUUUAGAAUACAACGAAAAUCUACCACCUUCUAAUCAACGGAGUCCAUAUCCACCACGACGACGUCCAGGAUCUCAAUGUUCAGGCGGAGGAAGCCGCUCAUCAACACUUCCGCUUCCGCAUCGAAUAGGGGUUGAAAGGCAGCACAGUGCGCGAUCUGACCGCGAUGGAUAUUACAGCGAUCGCAAUGAAUUAAUGAGGGAACGAGAGAGGGAGCGGGAACGCGAGAGGGGGUAUCUCAGUGAUCAUAAUACAAGAGAUCGAGUUAGGGAUCGUGACCAAGGUUACCUGAGUGAUCAUCAAUCAAGUUUCGUGAGCGCAUCAAGAUGUGCCUCGUGUAUCGGAGAGUCUGCUCGCUCUGCGUGGUACCGUCACUCAGAUGGGUGGAGGGGGCAACAGCCUUCUGGUCCUCGCCGCUCCCCAUGGGACUCUCUCCCCAGCCUGCGUCACGAGGGAAGCCUAAACGACUCCGGAUAUAGAAGCAAUCGGGCUGAUAGCUUCGAACAACGUGGCAUGUUUGAUCGCCAAGACAGUGUACGUUCUGAAUACACAAGUGAUCGGGAGUCAUCUCGCUACGGCAUCGUACAACAGGCCUCAAUCGACAGCACAGAUUCCAGGAUUUGCUAUUUGACUUCAAGUGAGAUAUCGGACGAUGAUCGCAUGUCAUUGACGACGGCUGUGUCUGAUGAAGAGGAUCCUGGUGAGAGCGCAAUGAAUUCACCGUACAAGGGUAAACAAACGGGAGCUGCAGCCGCCUCUUUCAAUUGCACUGGUGCUGUGAGGAAAGCUGGAUUUUUGAGCGUCAAAAAGUGGCUGUUACGGAAAAAACAUCAAAUCGAGCUGGCCCGGAAACGAGGCUGGAAAGGAUAUUGGGUCUGCCUCAAAGGCACUACUUUGCUUUUCUACCCCUGCGAUUCACGCGAGGGGCGAUCCGUGGAAGCUGCACCUAAACACCUAAUAAUCGUGGACGGAGCAAUUAUGCAGCCCAUACCAGAGCAUCCAAAACGCGAUUACAUAUUCUGUCUGAGCACUGCAUUCGGCGAUGCAUAUCUAUUCCAAGCGCCGUGUCAGGUGGAGCUCGAAAACUGGGUGAAUAGCAUACAUAGUGCAUGCGCUGCGGCGUUCGCCCGCCACCGAGGCAAGACCGGAACGCUUCAUCUACUUCAAGAGGAAAUUUACCGCCUCGAAAAAGCCAUAGAAUCGGAUCACAAAUUGAAACACAUGGCAGAUCUACAACAGUCGGUGGUAUCUGACCCGGAAACAAGGGCUCAGUUGGCAGUGCAAAUGCUACAAUGGGAGGAGAAUCUUGAACGACUGCAUUGCGAACAAUUCAGGCUUAGAUGUUAUAUGGCCAGUCUGCAAAGUGGCGAGCUUCCAAACCCAAAGUCUCUGCUUACACAUGUUUCCCGGGGCACAAAGAGCACAUUGAACAAAUUGGGUGUGUUCACCGUGUCGUCUUUUCACGCGUUUAUCUGUGCCCGUUCCCCAUCUUUGCUCAACAAUUUGCUCGCGGGCAGAGGGGCCACUAAGCGAAGGGCGCCUAAUCUAUCAAGAUCUAAUUCGGGCUCCAGCCGGCGGUCUAUGCAGAUGUCCCGUGAAGAGGGUGAAGCUGCAGUACGGGUGUCAUUGCCUGAAGGAACUACCGCCACCGUUGGUGUUCGUGAAGGAAUGACAGUUGAGGAGUUCCUUGCCUCUGCGUGUGUGCGUCGUUCGCUUAACGCGCUGGAACACUUUGUGAGGGUGAAGAAACGACGUGAUAUGGAAGACCAUAAUUACUUUGUGCCACAUCGUUCGGAUCUCAUUGAGACUUAUUUGCACACACACGAGGUAGUGGAAGUUUGCGCGAAGAUUUUAUACCAAGUAGAACUGCAACGCACAACUUUGGAGCAAAUGUGGGGCUUUAGCGUAGAGGCCGAGCUCAUUGAGAACGCCGAGAGACAAGACGAGCUUUGUUGUUACGUCAGUCGCGUUGAAGACAAGAGCGUCGCCAUGCAAAAUGGUAUCAUAAAAGGUGAUGAGAUAAUGGUGAUCAACGGUGCAAUAGUCUCCGACCUAGAUAUGAUGUACCUUGAGAGCGUGCUGCAAGAGGAGCUUUCUCUCGUCAUGAUGAUGAGGUCAUCCCGUACGGAGCCGCCAGAGAUAAGCGGUGCGAUGCGCGCGGCCACCGACGAUAUAAUCGAUUCGCUGGUAUGCCCUCCGCCGCCCACCGAUCCACCCGUCAUCUCCGAUGACAUGAUAUCUGGGCUCAUCGUGCCCGCGCCUGCUUGGAGCAAGGAACUGUACAGUCCUGAAACCGACGGACAUACGGACGCAGCAUCGGGACCACCCAAAGUUAGUUCUCGAACUAACUCAUUUGAGAUCGAAAACCUACUCAAGUGUGGGGAUGUGCGUCAGAGCGCGGAGCAGGUGACUGGCUGGUGCCGGUCCCCGGGUGACACGCGUCGCGCGAGCCCCACUGGUAGCCUCGCGAGCGCUGCGGUUACCCCCUCAAGGCACCUGUCUGACGCUGACAAGCUGAGGAAAGUACUCUUGGAAUUGGUGGACACGGAACGCGCGUAUGUCAAGCACCUUAAUAAUUUACUGGAGAAUUACUUGGAACCGCUGAAGAGGGAAACUUUUUUAUCGAACGCGGAAAUCAACGCUUUGUUCGGAAACAUUCAGGAGAUUGUAACUUUCCAAAGACAGUUCCUACAAAACUUAGAAGAAGCGCUGGAAGCUGAACCUAACUUCCAUCAUUUAGAAUUUUCUAAUCAGUUCAAGAAUGUUCUAUUCGCUGUUGGAAAUGCAUUCCUUUAUUACGUAAAUCACUUCAAAUUAUAUAGCUCAUUCUGCGCUAGUCACAGCAAAGCUCAGAAAGUCUUACAUCCGAAUGAAGGCAACCAAGCGUUGCAAGAGUUCCUUGCGGCUCGCAAUCCAAAGCAACAGCACUCAUCUACUUUAGAAUCGUAUUUAAUUAAACCGAUUCAGCGAAUACUUAAAUAUCCGCUAUUACUUCAACAACUCCGAAAUUUGACUGAUGUCAACUCUGAAGAGCAUCUUCAUUUAGUUGAGGCUUUAAAGGGUAUGGAAAAGGUUGCUGAACAUAUAAAUGAAAUGCAACGAAUUCACGAGGAAUAUGGUGCUAUCUUUGAUCACUUAUUUAGGCAACAUCAAAAGUCAUGUAAGCAACCAAUAGAUUUAAGUCCAGGUGAUUUGCUAUAUUAUGGAGGCGUAGAGUGGUUAAAUAUAUCGGACUUCCUAGGAAAAAUUAAAAAGGGACUAGAAUUACACGCUAUGUGUUUUGUAUUUAAAUCCGCCGUUGUCUUCCUUUGCAAAGAAAGACUGAGACAAAAAAAGAAAUUGAUGGGCGUCUCAUCAAAGAAUAAUUCCAAUGAAGUAGAGAUAAUUAGGUAUCAAGUGUUAAUACCAGUUACUGAGGUACAAGUUCGUGCUUCGUCAGCUAAAGAUAUGGACAGUCACUUCUUGUGGGAGCUCAUACAUUUAAGAAGUCAACUUCAGCGUCGCUCAGAAAAAGUAUAUGUCCUGUCUAACAGUACGGCUGACUUCCGCAAUGCCUUCCUCAAGACAAUACGUCAAAUAAUACGUGAGUCGGUUCGCAAUAUGUCGCUUCCAACCACACGGCCGGCGCCAACACCACCGCGGGCGCCCCACACCCUCGACAGACCUAAGCAACAGGUACAAGUAAUGCAAGGAUCUCAAACUUUAGGGAAAACAAAGAAACCGAAAACAUCUGGACAGAGAUUAUCUGCCGGCAACAUUGAGGUCGGUAAUCUGUCACGAGAUAAUUCUCAAGACGCCGAAGACACUCCGCAAGAAGAAGAUCACUCGUUCAGACUUAGAAGCAAAACAGUCGGUGAGGCACCAGCGUGUGAGAGCAUAAAGCGCACUCCGCCGCCUCCGCCGCCCACAGACACGGAGAAGUCCGAGGGCGGGUCUAAGUCCGAAGGCGAAGAUGAACCCCCAGCACCACCCGCCAAGAGAGGGUUAGGACGCACUCCCAACCACCUCACGCUCAGCACAACAUCCACCCUAAGCGCUGGAAGCACUGGCAGCCAAGCCCGCCUCAUCCAAUCGUCACAUCAACCCACCCAAUAUCAACCCACUAUGGUCAAAGAGCUAGGGUCUCCAGUGUGGAAACCGCGCGAGGUGUCGGAGGCCCCCGCCCCCACCACCCUGCCCCGCUCGCAGCGCCCUGCGCCCCGCGCCCCUCACCUCUCCGCCAGUCGCAAGUCGCUGGCGCCGGACCACAGACAUUAAAGCGCAUUCAAGAUUGUCUAAUUCAUAAAUAAAUAUAGGUACCGUUUCUUUUAUAGACCCCAUGCGUAACCUAUUCAAUAAUUUUUGGGUUAACUCGGUUAUUUAAGAAGGAAGAUUAUUCAGGAGUUGACUAAUAUAAUAGAUACUGUAUUUCCUGGCGAACGCUGACUUACCCAGUUUCCUCGCCUAAAUGUGGUUGUAUGCAGGAGAUCCUGUAAACGUGGAACCUUCAGAUCACCUACAAUUAUAAGCCUACUUAUUAAAAAUAGUACCUAAAUAAUUGCAUAACUGAAAAUGGAUGAAUCUCGUUCAUUAUGUAUAUUUCUGUCACAAUUAUUAGCAUCUCCCUAUAAUAGGUUUUUAUGAUAUAACAUAAAAGUUAUCACUUAAAAUAGGUAUGAUCAAAGUUAUGUAUUAAGCAUUUUAUCGGAAAUACUUUGGCUCAAGAGCUGAACGACAAGUAUAUUUUCACCUUAAUAAAUGUUAACAUUCAUAUCGCAAGGCCUCAGGAUCCAAUUUUUUUAGUUUAAUUAAUAAUAUGAAUUAUUUAACUUUUGAUGAAUUAUCUUAACUAAAACCUGGGCUUAAGGAUUAUUUCAUAAUCGUAUGAACGCAAUGUAAAUACUGCCGUAAGUCCAAUAUUUUUAACCAUAUCUGAACCACGACUUUAAAAUCGGUACAGCAGAAUUUAAAUUAGUGGUGGAUAUAAGGUAUAAAUGAGAUCUCAAUAGUCGUUCAGUUAAUGUAGCGAAAUUAGCAAAAACACCAUGACAACUCGUUAGACAAAAAAUAACAUUGUUAAAAUAAAGAAAUUGCGUGCGUAC